Molecule: messenger RNA, 1565 nt
Organism: Histoplasma capsulatum G186AR
Lineage: Eukaryota; Fungi; Ascomycota; Eurotiomycetes; Onygenales; Ajellomycetaceae
Product: 60S ribosomal protein L17
Exons: 11
Coding region: 1-1245 (414 amino acids)
Biological process (GO): cytoplasmic translation
Cellular component (GO): ribosome; cytosolic large ribosomal subunit
Molecular function (GO): NAD binding; structural constituent of ribosome; oxidoreductase activity, acting on the CH-OH group of donors, NAD or NADP as acceptor
Source: RefSeq, a predicted model, not a curated record
AUGUCGCAACGAGCAGUCCUUCUGAUUGGAAAUAUUGACCACUGCAAAAAGGAGUGGAAGGCAUUGGCUUCUUUGGCUUCUCUGCGUGUACAGCUGCAACUCGCUGAGCAACCCAAAAAGAAACAACAUUGCAUCGAUAUUCCCAUCUUCAUGCAAAUUGUUACCGGUUCUUUCGAUGCCCAGCUUCUCAAUGCGCUCCCGAGAUCACUUAGGUUCAUCUGCCACAACGGGGCGGGAUAUGACAAUAUCGAUAUCGCAACAUGCACCAAGAAAGGGGAGUGGCGAGGAAAAACAAGCUUGGGGCAUGACCCCCAAGAGAAGGUACUUGGGAUCCUUGGCAUGGGAGGUAUUGGAACUGUCGCAUCGGUUGGUCUAGACGUGUAUGAGCACGAGCCCAAAAUCGAGAAGGAUUUGCGUGAUCAUCCGAGGGCCUUUUUGCUUCCCCACAUAGGGACUUUCACACACGAGGCGCAAAAGAAAAUGGAAUUGCUUGUCCUCCGUAAUCUAAAGUCAUUACACAUUGUUCGCGAGCGAAUUCCCGCUGCGCCGCCAACUCUUGAAGAAACCACCUCUGACAGUUUAUGGGUUGACGACAAACUUCUUCAUCUCAACCAACCCCGACAACGAGGACCAUCUUUCACCACGACAACUCUAUCAAGAUGCUAUGACGUCUCAAUUUCCCGUCGACCCGUCCGCUACGCAGCCCAAUCGAUCCCCAGCGCGAAGAGCGCACGCUCCCGCGGCUCCUAUCUUCGUGUCAGCUUCAAGAACACCCGCGAGACUGCACAGGCGAUCAACGGAUGGAAACUGCAGCGCGCUGUUGCUUAUCUGGAGAAUGUGAUAGCUCAUAAGGAGGCUGUGCCCAUGCGAAGAUAUGCCGGCAGCACUGGACGUUGUGCGCAGGGAAAGCAAUUCGGUGUCUCCAAGGCGCGUUGGCCCGUCAAGUCUGCUGAAUUCCUCCUCUCCCUCCUCAAGAACGCCGAGGCCAAUGCCGAUACCAAGGGACUUGACACCGGCAACCUCGUCGUUCAGCACAUCCAGGUCAACCAAGCUCCCAAGCAGCGACGACGCACUUACCGCGCGCACGGUCGUAUUAACCCUUACAUGUCAAGCCCAUGCCACAUCGAGCUCAUCCUCACUGAAGGUAAUGAAGAAGUGCAGAAGGCACCUACCGACCUCAGCAAGACUAGACUUUCGUCGAGACAACGGGGCGCUCAGAUUCGACGUGCCAUUACUGCAGCAUAGGGGAAAUAAAUCAAAACAAGCAAACAAAGGGAAUUAAAAAGCGGCGCAUUGAGGAAUUUGUAGCUACUUCUUUUUGUUUGUUUCUUUUAAAUGUCGAUAAAGACGUAAAAGACAACAAACCUUAUUAUGCUGUUUUAUUUAAUGGUAGCGAGUUCUUUUUUUCCCUCUCUCAUUUCGUCUUAUUCGUCCCUGUGUCAUUGACAUAGCCCCCCCACUGUCCUCUAUGCUCUCCUUGGAUUUUUUUCCUCGUGUCCCUUUCCUCUCCUAAUCUUUCUUCAUGGUUGAUGACCCAGGAUUAAAAGGAAUUUCCUCGUUUUACA